GCAGAGGCUGAGCGAGCCGGUUCCAGGGACACGCGACAACGACUCGGCCCCGAGUGAGUGUGCAGGACGAGCUCAAGGGAAACGCCAGGGCAGGAGCGACCUCCCGCCCCUCUAGACUUGAGCAGAGGAAGGAGCGCCCCGGUCACCACCGCACCCCACCCGCCAGGAUGCUGGUGGCCCAAUGCUCUUUCCAGACGGAGGAGGCCGUGUGCAACACCCUUGCUGGAAUGGGGCCUGCACUCAGUCCUGAAGCCACAGCCAGCCGCAGUCCUGUUUGUCUCUUGAAAUGAACGUUCCCUGGGCGCCACCUGGUGGAUCGUGGAGCUAACUGUCCGUCGAUGCCAAGCGAUGGCAACCGUGCUCCCACCAGGUCCCCAACCCGCCUUGGGGAACGAAACUCUGCAGGUACAUUACAACUACGUGGGGAAGCUGGAGGACAGGCUGAAGGACUCCUCCGAGGGCAGCACGCUCACCAUGGUCCUCUUCUUGGUCGUCUGCAGCUUCAUCGUCUUGGAGAACCUGAUGGUCUUGAUUGCCAUCUGGAAAAACAAUAAAUUUCACAACCGCAUGUACUUUUUCAUCGGCAACCUGGCUCUCUGCGACCUGCUGGCCGGCAUCGUGUACAAGGUCAACAUUCUGAUGUCGGGCAAGAAGACGUUCGGCCUGUCUCUGACGGUCUGGUUCCUCAGGGAGGGCAGCAUGUUCGUGGCCCUGGGGGCGUCCACCUGCAGCUUACUGGCCAUCGCCAUCGAGCGGCACUUGACCAUGAUCAAGAUGAGGCCCUACGAUGCCAACAAGAAGCACCGCGUCUUCCUUCUGAUUGGGAUGUGCUGGCUCAUCGCGUUUUCGCUGGGCGCCUUGCCCAUUCUGGGCUGGAACUGCCUGCAGAACCUCCCAGACUGCUCCACCAUCCUGCCCCUCUACUCCAAGAAGUACAUCGCCUUCUGCAUCAGCAUCUUCAUCGCCAUCCUUGUGACCAUCGUGAUCCUGUACGCACGCAUCUACUUCCUGGUCAAGUCCAGCAGCCGCAAGGUGGCCAAUCACAACAACUCGGAGCGGUCCAUGGCCCUGCUGCGAACCGUGGUGAUCGUGGUGAGUGUGUUCAUUGCCUGCUGGUCCCCCCUCUUCAUCCUCUUCCUCGUAGAUGUGGCCUGCCGGGCGAAGGAGUGCUCCAUCCUGUUCAAGGACCGGUGGUUCAUCAUGCUGGCCGUCCUCAACUCGGCCAUGAACCCUGUCAUCUACACGCUGGCCAGCAAGGAGAUGCGCAGGGCCUUCUUCCGUCUGGUCUGCAACUGCCUGGUCAGGGGCAAGGGGGCCCACGCCUCGCCCAUGCAGCCAGCUCUCGACCCAAGCAGAAGCAAAUCGAGCACCAGCAACAACAGCAGCCACUCCCCGAAGAUCAAGGAAGACCUGCCCCAGCCAGCCACCACACCCUGCAUCACUGAUAGCUCCAGAAUGCUUCAGAAUGGGAUCCUCUGCAAGUGAACGUCUCCGUGCGCCCCACUCUGCAGCCAAGCUCUUAUUUAUUGUCUGCGUGGCUUCCAAGGGGACCUCGAAAGAGCUGUGGCUCAGGAGAUCUACUUGAUGUUGCCCGACAAGCUGCCCAGUGGCCAUCUCCUGAGGAGGGGACCCAAGGAAUCACCAACCCAUUUCAAUAGACAGAGUGCCUUGUCUGUUUCAGGCACCAGACUACUAAGCUGCUGAUGUCAUCCACUGCCUUCUGCUGAACUCUGGAGCCACGUUCCAUUGUGCAUGAAGAGGGAAGGUCACCGGCUACCCGAUGCGUAGGGUUUCUCGGUGUGCCUCUGGAUGACGUUUCAUAACUCCACACUACACUUACUGGGCCUGGAAUGGGUGCUUGUAUCUUCGUCUCUUUCUGUGUUGCAUGGAAUUCAUGUUCCGGGCAUUUGCCACGUGGUGCCGACAUAAAGUUCGUACCUUGCUCGUGCAGUUAGGUGACUAGUUCUACAAAUGUGUUCUGACUGUAGCACCAGGUACGAGGACAUGGUGUGAAUUAGGUGGACCUGCUACUCCCAGCCUCUUUAGACUGAUAUGAAGUCUCACGGUAAGCAAAAUUCUAAGGCCUAAAUUCCCAAAAUAAGGCUUGUCCAAGGCCAGCCUCUGAUAUGUGAGUCUGACCCUAAAUAGCCCUGUGUCCCUUCCAUCCUGUGUCCCUGAAUAAUUUUAAGCAUAUCCAGAAGUGAGAGAUCACUUAAUUUAGGGGAGGGGGGUUUCUGCAAAUUGUAGCCAGGAUCUCCCAAGAGCCUGUGCUCUCCAACUAACCAAAGAAACUGCCCAGGAGGGAGAGGCAGGGUUUUGCCUCCAUCCUGGUUUGCCUUACCAAGUCACUGGGGGUUAUAAUGGGGGAGUUUCCACUGGAAGGAGAGGGUGAGAAGACAGAACUCUGGUUCUAUGUCAAGUCUGAUUCUGCACUGGAAAAGUGCAGGGCCAGUAACCCCCCAUGCCAUCGCCGCCGAAUAGCUGGGACCAUCAACAAAGUCUCACGGCUUCCUGAAAGCAGACAUCAAUGGUGACUAGGAGAGCAACUUAAUUGUCAGGUUAGAAAACGUAAUUGACGAUUCAUGCAUGCUUCAGAGAGAUGCAUCGUAAUACUGCAUGAUACUCUCAUUUUAUUUUUCAACACAAGUUGGACCUAUAUCACUCUGUUUACCUUACAAAGGAAUUACUCAGAAGCAACCUAGUACGUGUUCUUCCCCAAGGAUCUUACAUGCGAUAUACAUGGAAGAAAAACGAGUACGUGUGUAGAGCUGGCAUGUACGCAGGGUCUCUGUGCUCUUUGUGACAAGAACAGAAGCCCCUUUCAGAAGGCUUCUCGCUGGGAGUGACUUCACAUCGGUGCCCCCUACUGUUUUGUUUUGUUUUUUUAGGUUUAGUGAGAACUUUGCCUUAUUAAUACCUAAAAGAGCAGUCUUAACUCAUGAAUGACUCUUUGUAACAGAACUUCCCUCCUGGCGAGUUGCUCUUAUCAAGGAACAUUUCUGUGGGUCCUGGGUAACCUGUAUGUACUGACCAAAGACCUUCCUCUUUUUUUUCCUGUUGAGAUAGGUCCUAUUGGUAAGGAAAUGUUCCAUGAGGCAUCUAAUGCUGCCUUUGCUACAUCACUGAAAAAUAGCGUAUUCUCUUAUAAAUAGCAUGAGAGAGCCCAGAGCAUUUCUAGGAAAGCUUUAUGUAAGGUUCUGGGUUAAGAAUAAGAACAAUAAAAAUGUAUUAGGGAGCCAAAAAUGCAUUUUCACAUAGGAAAUGAAAUUAUUUGAUCUGUCACGAUUCUGAGUUGCUUUGGGGGCCUUGGGUCUCUCUGUCAGUGUUAUCGUCACACUUUGGUCCAUAACUGUGACUCCUCUGGUAUCUGUGCAUGUUAGUUUUCAUUCAUUAACUUUCCUGGGGGGCCACACCUGUCAUUCCCUCUAGGAGGCGUUACACAGGCUCCUUGGAGAUGACGGGCAAAGCGUUUAAACAAUCUGAAUGAAAAAUACACUUAAAAAGUAAUUGUGCUUAUUUGAUAUAUGCAAAAGCCAAUCACCUUCAAUACCCGUAUGUGCAUUCCUAACUAGCUAACCAACUUCCUAACUAGAAGUUGAGCAUGUCAAAGUCAUCACGUGAGGUUUGGAAACAGGUGAUCUUAUAUGCUGCAGAGAACCUGUGUUAGAUCUUGUUGCAGUUCGUAACCUUUACCAUUUCCAAUGUAUGUUUGUUAAAAUAAAUAAAUAAAACCAAAAGGCCUCAUGUCGACCAGUUUUGGGGGAGUCCGUGUGGUGGGAUUGUUUUCUCAUUUCACCUGGGCCACCCCUAGCGGUGUGCGGUGGAGUGGGCUGGUCACUGCUGCCUGCGCUUCUCAGCAUCUUGGGGAUAAACAACAUUUAGAACCCCAGAUCACCUUCUCUGUGGACUUGCCCACUCUUUAUUGAAGGUCUGGCGUACUGGAUGCUAUUUGCACCAAUUCUGGUAGAGUCUUCUGUUUUGAGGAAGAGGACUAGGGGGCUCUUUGGACAGGGAGGAGAUUGUAAGAGCCAUUGCAAGAAAGUACAGCCCAGAGAGAUGGAAUGUUUGGCUCUGCUUCCUUUGCUGUUAUUUAAGCCAAGGGAGUGAGUGGGGCAGAACCCGGCUUUGCAGCUGCUUUCUCCACUACGAAUGGUAAGGUUCAGCCUCUCCAUCCUGUCCCUGGAAAGAGGAGCUGGUGUUGGACCUCAGGGUUCUGGUGGUGACACUUAUAACAACUUACAAUAAAAAUGCCCCCUACCGCACUAAGAACUGGAGCCCUCCACCCCUCUGUCCACCUUCAGUUCUGUUCAAGGCAGACUAGGCACUAGGUCACAAAAUUACCAUAAGUUCCCUAGGAUGGCUUCUGCCUAGCCACCGCUUUUCCUUCUCCCGGGGAAUAACUGAGAAUACUAUUUUCCAGGGGGGGAAAAGGUUCAAACUACCCUCCUCUCUUUUAUGAUCCAUCAUUCAAAUGAAAGAGACUUUUCUCAAUAGCCUUUAUUGCCAGCAGACUUACAUUUAUAGUCAUUGAAACAAUGAACUAUUUUAAAAAUGGUUUUUUUCUCUCAACCCUUCAGCCAUAGUUACUCUGCGCUGGUUAAGAGCCUUUCACAGAAAUGUAACAAGGUGUAUUUUAUAGAAAACGUCUAAUUACAUUGGCAGUUCCAUGCUUUUAAAUUGUAUCUACAAGUGCAAAACCUCGACACCCAAACGUUUUUAGUAGCUAAGUCAAAUAUUCAAAGGGGUUGCUAUGUAAUCAGAAAUGCACAUACCACUAUUCCAAUAAUAAAGGCACAUUUGCUGAUAACCAAUUAUAACGAGAAGGGCAGCACGGCCUGAAUUACGUGUGCCAUCUUUCGCACCUGGGUCACCGUGAUGACACCCAGCAUGCCACGAGAUGUCUCUCCGCUGGGCCAUCCCAGAAGCUCAGGGAUGCACCAGACGCGAGGUGAUGGGCUCUAACGGGAAACCACAUCGUUUCCUGAACAUGUGAAUUGGAUUCGUUGAAGGUGAGGAGGGAACCAGAGACAAUUGUCGUUACUCGCUUACAGUCAGAUCUCCGAAAUAACCGAAUAACUUAGGUUUUCUCAUUCUUCAAAGAAGAAAGAUUGGAAAACUUGAAGUCAGUUUUGUAUUUCCCCUCCUCAGGGAUGUCCCCGAAGCCAAUUCCUUUCCAGUCCCAAAGUGGGAAAGGCAAACUGGCAAUACAACCAGACAGUAAUUCUUUUUGCUUCACGAAAGUUAAUGGAAACAAAUUUUUCAAAUAAUCACUCACGUAUCGAUAUGUAUAAUUUGCCAUCCAAAUGCUUUUUUAAAAGUAAUAAAUAUCUUAUUAUUACACAUUAAAUUUACAUGGAAUCGUCUCCUAAUCCUGGGAUUGAAACACCAAAUGUUUAAUUCUGAAUACAAAGAAACAUUCACAUACUGAAUUUCACAAUAUUCUGGAACAAGUUACAGUCAAGAGUCAAAUGAACAGAACAUUCCACUUGCAACUCACACAUAGUUGUUACAAAAAAUGUAACUCAUUGUUUGGAGAUGGAUUUGCCCAUUCAUUUCUGCUUCGUUAAUUGCUGCUUGAUUUCAGUGGUCAAGAGAGUUUGGUUGCGGUAAAAAUGUCUACUUGUGUGUCAAUUCAUGACCUUGAAGGCUUGGGGCCAUCGGCUCGGCCUCGCUCCCCAGUGUGUGUUUUUCUAUCUACAAUAGUCCAAGCUGAGACGACCAAACAGAUUCAUAA
Messenger RNA from Sciurus carolinensis (gray squirrel), 5734 nucleotides. It is a transcript of the gene S1pr3, whose product is annotated as sphingosine-1-phosphate receptor 3. Gene Ontology annotation, cellular component: membrane. Bases 349 to 1485 code for a protein of 378 amino acids. NCBI's taxonomy places the organism in Eukaryota, Metazoa, Chordata, Mammalia, Rodentia, Sciuridae. Gene Ontology annotation, biological process: G protein-coupled receptor signaling pathway. The record is from RefSeq and is a predicted model, not a curated record. Gene Ontology annotation, molecular function: sphingosine-1-phosphate receptor activity. The transcript is spliced from 2 exons.